AUGCCUUUCGGUUUGAAGAAUGCACCCCAGAUCUAUCAACGUAUGAUCGACAACGCGCUAUAUGGAUUCACUCGGAUCCCGAAGUCUGAAGAUCCCGGGGGUACUCUGGAUGUGUUUGAGGACAUCGCCAAUGACUGGGAUCAACUAUGUGACCGAGUCGAAAAUCUACUCAAGGCGUGUGAUGAGUGGAAUUUGUCGAUCAGCGUGGUUAAGAGCUUUUGGGGAAUGCCUGAGGAGGAAUAUCUCGGGCACAUGGUCUCGCACAAUGGACUGGAUGCGAAUCCGAAGAUCUGUCUGCAUUGA
This is a messenger RNA of Phytophthora megakarya, 303 nucleotides long. Lineage: Eukaryota; Oomycota; Peronosporomycetes; Peronosporales; Peronosporaceae. The record is from the annotation of a GenBank genome assembly.